Molecule: messenger RNA, 4482 nt
Organism: Symbiodinium sp. CCMP2592
Lineage: Eukaryota; Dinophyceae; Suessiales; Symbiodiniaceae
Source: the annotation of a GenBank genome assembly
AUGGUCGAUUCUUGUUGGGUAGGGAAAGUGCAGCCGGAACUGUGCUGCUCCGAAGCAGGACGAUCGAUCUGCUUCCCCCCAAGCCAGGAUUUCACCUUCGAAGGCUGUUGUGCGGAGUACCUUCGCAGCCUUCGGCCUGAUGUGCAAGCGGAAGGGCUCACGUGCGGGCAUUCGGGGCCGACAUGCAGCUGGCUCUUCAGCCAAGCGCUGGAGUUGGACACUUUGGAUCGCCCUGCCGUCGGAAAGUAUUGCCAUGACGGUCUCCAGCGCACGGGCUUGACCGCAGAAAUGCUGCACACGGAAGGGCUCAAUCGACGCCUGGCUCACCUUUCAUGCUUUCCGGGUAUUGUGAUGUUGCUGUCAAUGUGCGCGCUGGCCGAAACUGCGAAGUCUGAUUGUGGAUCGGUCAUAUCCUCAGUGGCCGCGGCCCCUCACCAGCAAGACCCAGCGCUCUCUUUCUUUAUGGUCGCCUUCAGAGCGCUCGGAAUGGUGACCCACUGUAUCGACCACAGUGCAUGGCCUAUCACUUUGGCAGAGUUCUCUUCCAACUUUCAGCUCUUCAUUGAGCAGAGCUGCAACUUCGAGUGGUUACGACCACGGCGAGGCUUGCCUUUCGUGCGCAAUGUGGCUGGUUCGACUCUACAUGAUGCGAUACCGUGGUCACAGAGUGGAGUUCAGAAUCAUAUGGAAGUGCACAUGCGCCUUCAUUGGGCACUUGGUGCAUGGGACAAUCGAAAAUAUUGGGAGCACAAGAUGACAUCCUCACCAGGGAAGCUCGCGCAAUUUCGAUUUGCAGACCAGCUUGACUUCUGCGAGCUCGCUCGAGAGCUCGAGAGCUUCAGUGACAAUUUAGUACGCGAGCCGCUCCCAGUGAUUCGGGUGCUUGUUCUUGGGUCUGGCCCUGUGGCUGCGACGCGCACCUUCACGUGCCCCUACGGCGCAGUGGGCGAAACGAUCUCUUGUGAUGCCUUUUCCCGGCUUUACCGGCAGCUGGCUGCCGAGACUGGCUUCACGCCGCCAGAAGGCUUUCCAGAGUAUUGUGACGUCGAGGAGCUCUGGCAUGUGUAUCCGAAGGAAUACUUUCACAUAGUCUACGUCAGCAAUGCACUGGACCACACAGUCCACCCACUGCGUGGGUUGAAGAUGCUCUUGUGGGUACUGCACAAGAACGGGGUGCUGCUGCUUCAUCACUUAAGGAAUGUCCACCCCGAGAGUUGGACAUCCCUUUCAGAUGGCCAGCAUCAGUGGGGCUUCGACACAAUAUCCAGUCCUGAAGGAGGCCGGAGUUUCGUAAUCUGGAACCAUCUUCAUCGAUGGAACAUCUCGCGGCUAUUGGCAGACGACGGUGCAGCAGUGUCCGCGUCGUACAAGGAGCCAUUUGUCGAUGUGAAGAUUCAGAAGACCGCCGAUUUUAAGCACACUGGCGACUUACAGCUGCGAGAAAGAAUGCGAAACAGACAACAUCUGCAGCUUUUUGCACCUCCGCUGCCUCUCUCCGCUGUCCCUCGUGCCAUGGCAAAGCCACACGCUACUCUGAUUUUCUCUCGGCAUGGAGAGUCCCAAUGGAACGUGGACAACAGGUUCACCGGAUGGGUAGAUGUCGACCUGUCCGCAAAGGGCCUUGGCGAAGCCAAAAGCGCCGGCAGCUUGCUGAAGUCGGAGGGCAUUAAGGUGGAUAUGGCCUUCACUUCCUACUUGAAACGUGCCAUCAAGACAUGUGAUUUGGCGCUGGAGAAUGCUGAUCAGUUGUUUGUUCCCGUGGAAAAGAGCUGGCGACUCAACGAGCGCAUGUACGGCGGCCUUACAGGCUUGGAUAAGAAGGAGACGGUGAAGAAGCACGGCGCCGAUCAGGUCCAAGUUUGGCGACGCAGCUUCGACGUGCCGCCGCCACCAAUCGACGACGACAGCGAGUUCAACCCCGCAAAGGAGAAGAAGUAUGCCGCUCUGAACAAGGCGGACAUCCCCAAAACAGAGUGCCUCAAGGACACGAUUGCCCGCGUGAUGCCGUUCUGGGAAUCGGCGAUUGCCCCAGAGCUGAAGAAGGGCAAAACCAUUUUCGUCGCCGCCCACGGAAAUUCUAUCCGGGCAAUCCUCAAGUUCUUGGAGGGCAUCUCCGAUGACGACAUCACAGGCCUUGAAAUCCCCACUGGUCGCCCGCUCAUGUACAGCUUGGAUGCGGACUUGAAGCCAAUCGCAAGCGCCGACGCAAUCGCGCCUCUCAAGUUCGGAAAAUACUUGGGUAAUCUUGAUGAGAUCAAAGCCGCGGCAGAAGCUGUGAAGAAUCAGACCAAAGUGGCGGCACCAGCAGGUGCUGCUGCUCCUGACUCGAAGACGAUCAUGGCUGUCAAAGCCCGUGAAAUCUUCGAUUCGCGAGGAAACCCCACCGUCGAAGUGGACCUCUGCACUGGGACUGCCUUGUUCCGUGCAGCCGUCCCCAGUGGAGCUUCUACUGGAAUUUACGAAGCCUUGGAGCUUCGAGACGGUGACAAAGGUCGUUUGUUGGGAAAGGGUGUACUGAAGGCCGUUGCUAAUGUCAACGAUAUUCUCGCUCCCAAGCUCUUGGGCAUGGACGUCACCGACCAAACCAAGAUUGACAAGAUGAUGGUCGAAGAGAUCGAUGGAUCGAAGAACGAGUGGGGAUGGAGCAAGUCCAAAGUUGGUGCUAACGCAAUUCUAGCUGUUUCCAUGGCUGUGUGCCGUGCUGGUGCAGCUGCUAGCGGCAUGCCUCUCUAUCAGUACAUUGCCAAGAUCUCAGGCAAGAGCACCGACAAGUUCGUAAUGCCAGUGCCGUCCUUCAACGUCAUCAACGGCGGAAGCCAUGCUGGAAAUCGACUGGCGUGCCAAGAGUUCAUGAUCCUGCCUGUGGGUGCUUCCACUUUCAAAGAGGCGAUGGUGAUUGGUGCUGAAGUAUAUCACAAUUUGAAGAGCGUCAUCAAGAAAAAGUAUGGGCAGGAUGCCUGCAAUGUUGGUGACGAAGGUGGCUUUGCCCCGAAUGUGCAAGACAACAACGAGGCGCUGGAUGUGUUGAUGGAGGCUAUCGAAAAGUCUGGCCACAGCGCGAAGGUCAAGAUCGGCACAGACGUGGCGGCGUCUGAAUUCUACAGUGCCGAGGGCAAGACCUAUGACUUGGACUUCAAAAACCCAAGCAGCCCACCAGAAAUGAAGAAGACUGCGCCGCAGCUGGCUGAUUACUACAAGGCAUGGCUCGACAAGUACCCUUUCGUCUCCAUCGAGGAUCCGUUCGACCAAGAUGACUGGGACGCCUACAAGCAUUUCAUGUCAGAGGUCGGGCCGCGGGUUCAAAUAGUUGGCGAUGACCUCCUUGUGACGAACCCAACUCGCGUCAAGAAGGCCUUGGAAGUCGGGGCUUGCAAUGCCCUCCUCCUGAAGGUUAACCAGAUUGGAUCCAUCACCGAAGCUAUCGAGGCUGCUACCAUGUCUCAGAACGCCGGUUGGGGCGUCAUGGUGUCGCAUCGGUCUGGCGAGACUGAGGACUCCUUCAUCGCAGACCUCGUCGUAGGCCUCCGAACGGGACAGAUCAAGACUGGCGCACCCUGCCGAUCCGAGCGCCUGUCCAAGUACAAUCAACUCUUGCGCAUCGAAGAGGAGCUCGGUGGGCUGGCGUCUUAUGCCGGCGUUGACUUCAGGGCAUCUUGCCCACGGAAAGAUUCUCAGGACUCGUCCUACGAGGGUGCGACUCCAGGGCCAUUGCUGUUGCGCCUGGCCUGGCACUCCUCCGGCACCUACUGCAAGCAAACGAAAACCGGCGGGUCGAGCGGUGCCACCAUGCGCUUUGAGCCGGAAAUCGGCUGGGGAGCCAAUGCGGGGUUGAAGCUGGCGCAAGAUCUUCUGGAGCCUGUGAAGAAGAAGUUCCCGUCGGUCUCGUACGCCGACCUUUGGAUUUAUGCUGCUUGCGUUGCCAUCGAAGAGAUGGGUGGCGAGAAGGUGCCUUUCACACCCGGCCGGAAGGACAAGACUGCAAAGGAGUGCCCUGCCUGGGACGGCCCCACUUGCAAGGAUGGCCGCCUGCCCAGCGCGGACAUGGGCAGCCCUGACAAGACGGCAGCGCACCUCAGGCUGAUCUUCAACCGAAUGGGCUUCAACGACCAGGAGAUCGUGGCUUUGAGCGGAGCCCAUGGAUUGGGCGCCUGCCAUACAGACCGCAGCGGCUACUGGGGGCCUUGGACACGUGCACCCACCACUAUCAGCACCGAGUACUUCCGCGAGCUGCUGGAGAAUGUCUGGACGGUCAAGACUACACACAAGGGACAACCGUGGAAAGGCCCACUGCAGUUCGAAGAUCCCACAGGUGGUUUGAUGAUGCUCCCAUCUGACAUAGUGCUCAUUCAGGACCGAGAGUUUCGGAAAUACGUCGAAAUCUACGCAAAGGAUGAUGCGCGCUUCCAGAAGGACUUCGCACAGGUGGUUGGAAAGCUCUUUGGGUUGGGCCACGGGGAGUCCAAGAAGUUUGGCCUCUUCUGA